Messenger RNA from Zasmidium cellare ATCC 36951, 1347 nucleotides. RefSeq lists its product as uncharacterized. The record is from RefSeq and is a predicted model, not a curated record. The transcript is spliced from 3 exons. Gene Ontology annotation, molecular function: zinc ion binding; DNA-binding transcription factor activity, RNA polymerase II-specific. NCBI's taxonomy places the organism in Eukaryota, Fungi, Ascomycota, Dothideomycetes, Mycosphaerellales, Mycosphaerellaceae. Bases 1 to 1347 code for a protein of 448 amino acids. Gene Ontology annotation, biological process: regulation of DNA-templated transcription.
AUGGGACAGGGUCGGCCGCGUGCGAACAAAUGCGACGGCUGCCGUCGUCGGCAUCUGAAGUGUGAUUUGCUACAGCCUACUUGCAAGCCCUGUCUCAGGCAUGGCUUCUCCUGCGAACGUUCCUUGGACUCGAUGUUCGUGCCAUAUUGGCCGAAGAAGAACAACAAGACCUCAUCGCAAGAUUCAGAAUAUGCUUGGCCUCGCAAGACCUCCGCACCUCAAUCCUCCACGGCACUUGCUCCCGUCACGGGCGAAUCACUCUGGUUCGCGCAUCUCUACGCCAUGGUCUCUUCCGGCACGGAAUCAGUGCUUGAGACAUGGAUCGGAUUUCGAGCAACCUCGUACGAGGCAGACAGCCUAGCUAGAGAGUCCUUCGUGGCACUGGCCUGUUCGUUCUUCGGCCGGUCAAAGAACUCGCUCGACCUCUUGCAGUGGGGGAACAGUCAAUAUCUGCAUUGCUUGCGGAAAGUCAAUAUUCAACUAGACGAUCGUGAGACACGCACGAGUCCUCAGGCUCUCUUGACCGUGGCCAUCUUGGGCUAUUACGAGGCCCUGCUCCUGACUGCCCCAUCUGCGUGGGUGCGACAUUAUACUGGAUUGGCCCAGUUGAUGCAGAUGGCCGGCCCGGAAGCCUGCAAAGACGGCGUCGUCUUCGACACCUUGCGCCAAAGUCGGUUCAUGAUGAUCCUUGCGGCGAUGGCUACUCAGUCCGAUACUUUCCUGUCGACACCGGAAUGGAAAACGGUGCCCUGGGAGAUCCAAAACGCCCCCAAAGGCAGCAUGCACGAGAUGCUGGACACCGUCGCAGAUCUGCCUGGUCUGAAGACGGGUGUACAGUCCGAGAGUGCAGAGAAUUCUCGCGCGAUCCUCCGCCGCCUUGACGAAUGGCGCAGCACCUGGAACGACUCUAUGGAUUCGGAUCUGGGUCUAUCAGACUCGUCUGGUCCCGACUAUCCCUCUACUCGGCAGGGCCCCAUCACCUCCUCGAACCUCCUGACCGCGAAUUGUUUCUGCAUUUACAACGCCGCCGUGAUCAUGGCUGCGGGUCAUGCUCUGAGGACUUCUCGGGCGAAAGACUUGCAGCCUGGCGAUGCAAGCGUUCUAUUCCAUCAAAUGCACGAGGCCGCGGUUGGGAUCUGUCGAGCCCUUGACUAUCACUUUCAGUCGAGCGCGGGCACCUCUGGAGGGCUUUUCAUCCUCUGGCCGUUGCGUAUGGCUGCCAAAGUCCUCAGAGGCGGGUCACCGCAGGAGAAGCUGUGGUUAGAAAAGCGGAUGGGGACAGUGAUGCAGAGUAAGGGGGUGUGGGAUAUUCGCCGGGAAGUGUUCCAUGAAUUUCAUGGGACGUGA